Erpetoichthys calabaricus (reedfish) is the source of this 1212-nucleotide messenger RNA. Its product is annotated as complement C1q subcomponent subunit B-like. The record is from RefSeq and is a predicted model, not a curated record. The transcript has 3 exons. Lineage: Eukaryota; Metazoa; Chordata; Cladistia; Polypteriformes; Polypteridae. Gene Ontology annotation, molecular function: protein binding. Bases 177 to 863 code for a protein of 228 amino acids.
AUAGGCCGGAGAGGGAUGUGAAACUUGUUUGGAAAGCAGAAAAACUGCCGAGUUGCACAUGAGCAGAAACGGCACAUCACAGGACAGAGUGGACAUCGUCCAAGGUUCAGAGAAAACGGACCGAGCGGGUGGUCAUUCAGGUGAGCUCCACUGUGACCAGACCUCCAUUGAGUAAGAUGUUCGCCAUCCUGGCCUUUGUUCUGCUGACCACAGCAUCUCUGUCAUCUACUGACAACAGCUGCCCCGGACUACCAGGCAUUCCAGGUAAACCAGGAGCCAAUGGAAGAGAUGGAGAAAAAGGAGAACGUGGUGAUAGAGGUGAAGAUGAGCUCCUUAUUAAGGGUCAGAAAGGAAACAAAGGAGAACAAGGUGGAGCUGGCAAGAUUGGUCCCCAGGGAGAGCCAGGUCUGUCAGGUCCUGCAGGUCUGCCUGGCCCAAAAGGUCUACCCGGUGAAACUGGGGAGGCAGGGGCCACUGAAGGGACAGUCUUCUCAGUGUCAAAGUCCUCAAAUAUGCCUGCCCGGAAAGACUUUCCUAUUCGUUUUGACCGGAAGCUUCUGAGGAGUGAUGAAUCUGUCAAGAUUGACUUGAGUCAAUUUACAUGCAGAACCAAGGGGCUCUACUACUUCACCUAUCAUGUCACCUCCCGGGGGAACCUGUGCCUCAACUUCAAGAAGAACAGACAGAAGGUGGUGGGCUUCUGCGACCAUGUGCAAAAUACUUUCCAAGUCAGCUCUGGCUCAGUGGUCCUGGAGCUGAGCCCCAAUGACCUGGUCUCCCUGGAAACCACUGAAAAGAAUAACAUCCUUGGCUCUGAGGGGGCUGACAGUAUCUUUACUGGCUUCCUGCUCUUCACACUGUAGCAGCGUCUUAAAGACCCCACACUCUCAUCUCUUGAUCUUGCUCUGGCCAGUGAAGUCUGACUAGCCUGGCCAGUACCAUUUGGCGUAACUGGCUAGUCCUCCUCUAAUUUGACCCUAGAGGUGAGCUACAUGGCUAUUGGCUUUUCUAGCACUUCUUAAGGUGCUUCUGAUGAUGUCUUGUGCUGUUGGGUUAGUGAAUACCACCACAAGUCCUUGGAACAAGACCGCAACUAGCUGACCAAUCCAGUGUCCAGUCCCACCUUCAUCAUCUCAGGCAGGCCUGCUUUUAAAAUCACAAUUAAUGUCUCUGUCUUUGCUUCACUCAAAAUCAAUAAACCAACUAACUUGC